Messenger RNA from Sphaerulina musiva SO2202, 390 nucleotides. RefSeq lists its product as uncharacterized. Lineage: Eukaryota; Fungi; Ascomycota; Dothideomycetes; Mycosphaerellales; Mycosphaerellaceae. The record is from RefSeq and is a predicted model, not a curated record. The coding region runs from base 1 to 390 and encodes 129 amino acids. The transcript is spliced from 3 exons.
AUGUACAACGUCACGAUUCUCAGUUUGGGAAAUACGACCAAUAGCACGGGCGGAGAAGGACAUGUUGCUGCGGGAGGGAAAUUGAGUCCGUUUGGAGAUAUUGGAGUCGGAUGUGGAGUGAAUUGGGAGAAUGAGGUGGGGUAUGGAGGUGGUAUCGAUGCUGGUUCUUCGGAUUUUGGACUCGGUGGAGGUUGGAAGAUUACGCCGACGACUUUGGAGCUGGGAACGGGAAUUGGAAUUAGUGCCGACAACUCCAGCGCCAAUGUCAACUUCAAGGGUAGUACCAAUGGUACUUUUGAGCUUCGCUUUGAGUCGACUGCGCAAUUUGCCUGUGGAACGCCUGCAAAGGCCGAUGGCAAGUGGUCUGUGAUUUGCAGCACUACAGCGUAG